Molecule: messenger RNA, 1200 nt
Organism: Closterium sp. Naga37s-1
Lineage: Eukaryota; Viridiplantae; Streptophyta; Zygnematophyceae; Desmidiales; Closteriaceae
Source: the annotation of a GenBank genome assembly
AUGGCGCGUGCAGAGGGCAGCAGGGCGCACGGGGCGCACAGGGCAGCAGGGCGCACAGGGCAGCAGGGCAGCAGGGCGCGCGGGGCGCACAGGGCUGCAGGGCGCGCGGGGCGCACAGGGCAGCAGGGCAGCAGGGCGCACAGGGCUGUAGGGCAGCAGGGCGCGCGGGGCAAACAGGGCAGCAGGGCGCACAGGGCUGCAGGGCAGCAGGGCGCGCGGGGCGCGCAAGCACAGCAAGGCGCGCAGGGCGCGCAGGGCUGCAGGGCGCACGGAGCGCAGCAGGGCUGCAGGGCGCGCGGGGCGCACAGGGCAGCAGCAAGGGCUGUAGCGGCAACAGCAAGGGCUGUAGCGGCAGCAGCAGGGCAGCAGGGCGCACAGGGCUGCAGGGCAGCAGGGCGCACAGGGCUGCAGGGCAGCAGGGCGCGCGGGGCGCGCAGGGCUGCAGGGCGCGCGGGGCGCACAGGGCUGCAGGGCGCGCGGGGCGCACAGGGCAGCAGGGCAGCAGGGCGCACAGGGCUGCAGGGCAGCAGGGCGCGCGGGGCAAACAGGGCAGCAGGGCGCACAGGGCUGCAGGGCAGCAGGGCGCACAGGGCUGCAGGGCAGCAGGGCGCGCGGGGCGCGCAGGGCUGCAGUGCGCGCAGGGCGCGCAGGGCAGCAGGACAGCAGGGCGCGCAGGGCAGCAGGACAGCAGGGCGCGCAGGGCUGCAGGAUGCGCCGGGCGCACAGGGCAGCAGGGCGCGCGGGGCGCAGCAGGGCUGCAGGGCGCGCGGGGCGCGCAGGGCAGCAGCAAGGGCUGUAGCGGCAACAGCAAGGGCUGUAGCGGCAGCAGCAGGGCAGCAGGGCGCACAGGGCUGCAGGGCAGCAGGGCGCAUGGGGCGCGCAGGGCUGCAGGGCGCGCAUGGCGUGCAGGGCAGCAGGACAGCAGGGCGCGAGGGGCAAACAGGGCAGCAGGGCGCACAGGGCUGCAGGGCAGCAGGGCGCACAGGGCUGCAGGGCAGCAGGGCGCGCGGGGCGCGCAGGGCUGUAGUGCGCGCAGGGCGCGCAGGGCUGCAGGGCAGCACAGGGCUGCAGAUCCCCUCCCCCCCACCGCUGCACCCGCAGCAGGGGGAUGGAGGAGAAGAGGGGGAGGGGGGCGGGGGCGGAGCUGCGCGUGCGACUGCAGGGCACGCGGGCAGGAAGUCAUCACCCCUCUUGCCAUAG